Molecule: messenger RNA, 1605 nt
Organism: Alnus glutinosa
Lineage: Eukaryota; Viridiplantae; Streptophyta; Magnoliopsida; Fagales; Betulaceae
Product: bifunctional nuclease 2
Exons: 9
Coding region: 130-1098 (322 amino acids)
Biological process (GO): protein ubiquitination
Cellular component (GO): VCB complex; nucleus
Molecular function (GO): nuclease activity
Source: RefSeq, a predicted model, not a curated record
UGUAAAUUAAGAAAAGCUAUAGAAUAAAUCCGUCUCCUUAUUCAACGAUCUCUCCGCUUCUGUUUCCCCAUUGGUGCUUUUCAGAUUCAGCUUAGCGCAGCCAGCCCUCUCGCUUCCGUAAUAUUAACGAUGCUCGGAGCGCGACUUUGCGUCCGUACAGUGUCGGGGUUCGGGACCUUGAGCGAUCGAACAAAUGCGAGCCCUUCGAGCUCGAACCCUGGCUCGAUUCGGUUUGGUUUCGGGGCCAAACGGUGUCGUAAGCCCCACCCCAUACUCGUCGUUUCUUGCAAGUCUUCCCGCGGAACCGCAGGCUUCGGCCGCGGAUCCGGCAAUGCCGACGAUGAUAGCGCCCACGAGUUUCUCGAAGCUUCUCUCCUUCUCUCAGAAACAUUCUUGCAUUAUCGUAUGUGGAGGCAAGGAUUUCUAAAAGAGAGGAAAUGGCAGUCCUGGCCUGGUCAAUUGACUCCGUUUUCAGUCCAAGGGCAAAAACCCCGAGUUGGCGUCGAUUUAAUUGGAGAGGAUCUUUUUCACAACUUUCAGAGUCCUACGAUCUUUCUCAAGAUUUCUUGUGAUGGAGAUUUUUUGCUACCGAUUAUUGUAGGGGACUAUGCUAUUCAAAAACUUAUAGAGCCACAAUUGGAAGAUAAGAAUGGGGAUUCCCCAGAUCAAUUCCAGUUUGUCAUAAAUCUCGUGGAAAAACUAGACUAUGAAGUCAAUAUGGUGAGAAUUACAGAAAGAGUGAUUAACACUUACUUUGCCAGACUAUAUUUUAGCAAGCCAGGGAAAAAUGACAUUCUAAGUGUGGAUGCACGUCCCUCAGAUGCCAUAAAUGUGGCAAAUAGAUGCAAGGCACCUAUAUAUGUAAGUAGACAAAUUGUCUUGACAGAUGCUAUUAGAAUUGGUUAUGGAAGGGGCGUAAUGCGUAAUACUAAGUCUACGUAUGAUGUCUCCCUUGACAGUGCUGCAGAUGGUCCAAAUACACUAUCUGAGGAACUUGAUUUGGUGAAGAAUAUGAAUUUGGCUGUCAAAGAAGAGAGGUACAAAGAUGCAGCCAUGUGGCGAGACAAACUAGUGAAGCUUCGCGAGUCAAUACAUUAACAUUAACCAGUUACAAAGUACAUCGUCGUUUAUGUUUGUUUAUCAAACAUUGGAAUGGAACGUGUUCAUGAAGCUUUCAAUUGUGCUAGUGGCUGGUCCUUUUGUUGUUAGAGAAAAAUGGUUCCAAGUAUAUCGUCUCAUGGGUGGCAGGAUAACUUAUUCUUGGAGAAAAAAAUGCUUUGUUAGCCUUUUGGCACAUCUUUUCAGUAGGAAUACUAGAAGUGUCACGAAUGCCUUGAGGAAUUAGUUGAUGUAUUAAGAAACUUCAAAAUUACAGUUUGUACAGCUUCAACGUUGGAAAUAUUGUUCUUUGUAGGUAGAUGUAAAAUCAUGUAUUUAAUUAAAUGUUCCAACCAUGUAGAUUAUCAAAACACUCUUACCUGGAGAUUUAAUUGCCAAAGCCAACUACAGAUUGGUUUGUAUGUAAUUCUUCACAAAUGAUGUAUGACAAGACACUCCAUUAAUUUAAUGUACAUACUCUCUUUGCAUCAACAGUACUUCUAUGAA